This is a messenger RNA of Neomonachus schauinslandi (Hawaiian monk seal), 677 nucleotides long. Its product is annotated as histone H2A type 2-B. Gene Ontology annotation, molecular function: structural constituent of chromatin; protein heterodimerization activity; DNA binding. Lineage: Eukaryota; Metazoa; Chordata; Mammalia; Carnivora; Phocidae. Gene Ontology annotation, cellular component: nucleosome. The coding region runs from base 1 to 393 and encodes 130 amino acids. The record is from RefSeq and is a predicted model, not a curated record. The transcript has a single exon.
AUGUCUGGUCGCGGGAAGCAGGGAGGCAAGGCCCGCGCCAAGGCCAAGUCGCGCUCGUCCCGCGCCGGCCUGCAGUUCCCGGUGGGCCGAGUGCACCGCCUGCUGCGCAAGGGCAACUACGCCGAGCGGGUGGGGGCCGGCGCGCCGGUGUACAUGGCCGCGGUGCUGGAGUACCUGACGGCGGAAAUCCUGGAGCUGGCGGGGAACGCGGCCCGAGACAACAAGAAGACGCGCAUCAUCCCCCGCCAUUUGCAGCUAGCCGUGAGAAACGACGAAGAGCUCAACAAGUUACUUGGGGGGGUCACCAUUGCCCAGGGCGGCGUCUUGCCCAAUAUCCAGGCGGUCUUGUUGCCCAAGAAAACGGAGAGUCACAAGCCUGGCAAAAACAAGUAAUUAGGAAGGUCGAGACCAUCCCCACUAACCCCAAAGGCUCUUUUAAGAGCCACCAAAAUGUCAAUGGAGGGGCUGAUAACGAAAUAGCGCAUUAGCUCUUUUUUUGAAAACUUGGGUGGCUCUAAAAAGAGCCUUUGGUCUUUGGCUUAUCAGUGUUUUAUUUACUUUUGGCUUUGUGGCUUUCAGUUUUCUUUGGUAAGAGAACGGCCUGGAUGUUGGGCAAAACGCCGCCCUGGGCGAUGGUGACUUUGCCCAACAGCUUGUUCAGCUCCUCGUCGUUGCGG